Messenger RNA from Ostrea edulis (European flat oyster), 866 nucleotides. Its product is annotated as lysosomal acid lipase/cholesteryl ester hydrolase-like. Bases 105 to 866 code for a protein of 253 amino acids. The record is from RefSeq and is a predicted model, not a curated record. NCBI's taxonomy places the organism in Eukaryota, Metazoa, Mollusca, Bivalvia, Ostreida, Ostreidae. The transcript has 5 exons.
UAACUCUACAUACUCCAUCACAGGAACAGAAAUAUAAAUUUUCAAACACUAUACAACAUUAUAUAGUGAAACUUAAAGACACAUUCUAUUUCAGUUGGCAGGAUAUGGCACAAUACGAUCUUCCCGCCGUACUAAACCAUGUUCUGAACGUUACCAAGGCAGACACAAUAUAUUAUAUUGGUCACUCACAGGGGACGCUGAUGGCCAAUGCACAGUUUAGCGAGGACACAGAACUAGCCGCCAAGAUCAAACUGUUCAUAUCUUUGGCCCCAAUAGGCAAAGUAACACAUGUUGGAGGGUUUUUGGGAUUUAUAAGCCCAUUAGUUAACCUCAAAGAUGCAGAGUUGCUGUUUGGUAAGAAAUCUUUUGAUCAAAAUUCAACCCUGACCAAGUGGUAUGCUGACAUCUUUUGUACAGUUUUGCCUGCACAAUACAUAUGUAAUGGAUUAUCCUCCAUCAUAAUGGGUUGGGACAGGAGGAAUCUUAACAUGACAAGAAUUCCAGUGUUUUUAUCUCAUUCUAACGAAGGAUCAUCAGCAAAAGAUAUCAUCCAUUAUUUUCAGGAAAUCCAGGCUGAUAAAUUUCAGAAAUAUGAUUAUGGGCCAGAAGGAAACCUUAAACAUUACAAUCAGACCACACCCCCAGAGUAUAACCCCCAAAAUAUGCAUGUACCAGCAGCCAUGUACUACGGAGACAAAGACUUCUUAGCUGACAGGACUGAUGUACAGUAUCUCCUAGACAAUUUACCGAAUAUUGUCCACCAAAAAGAAUUUCCAAACUGGAAUCAUGUCGAUUUUGUAACUGGAUUGAAUGUACAUCAACUUUUAUAUAAAGAUAUUUUAAACUUAAUGUCCAAAUUCAAAUAA